This is a messenger RNA of Syngnathoides biaculeatus (alligator pipefish), 6508 nucleotides long. RefSeq names its product centrosomal protein 44 (gene cep44). NCBI's taxonomy places the organism in Eukaryota, Metazoa, Chordata, Actinopteri, Syngnathiformes, Syngnathidae. Gene Ontology annotation, cellular component: spindle pole; centrosome. The coding region runs from base 239 to 1039 and encodes 266 amino acids. The transcript is spliced from 11 exons. The record is from RefSeq and is a predicted model, not a curated record.
CGUCAUUAAACCACGUGAGAAGGGGAGCCAAUCCUUCUCAUUGAAUCCCGGUAGCAACAAAUUUUUAAAUUCAACGUUGCCGUUCGUACACGUUUAAUAGUCGGUUUAGUUACGUCAAGAGCUAGUUAAGGGUUGUACUUGUCUUAGUUUUGAAAGUCAAAAAUGCUCCCCACUGGAGACGUGCAAGGCUGUCUUCGUAAAUUGGAAACUCUCUUGCGAAUAGUGAAAUAUCCUGGACAUGUCGACCGUGAUGGGGGUAGUGUGGUACAAUGCGGGCAUGCAGCCAACCAUCCAUCCAUUUUCUGUGCCGCUGAUCGUCACGAGGGUUGUGGGAGUGCUGGAGUCAAUCCCACCUGUCAUCAGACUUUCUGCAGGAGACCCCUCAGCUUUUCUGCCCAUCUUGAGCUUCACUCUCAAUACAUUCUCUCCACAUUUUGCUGAGGAACUAGUGGGAGCUGGACUGGAGGUGACAGGGAAGACUGACCUGAGAUUCACUGAUACACUGUAUAAGGUUCUGCGAGAUAUAUUCCACUACAAGCCCAUUGUCUCCAAGCAACAGUUCCUCCAGAAGGGUUUUGUUCAAAGAAAGAUUUCUACCCUUUGUGACAUCAUUCACUUGGUCCUCCAGAGAGACAGUGAGCUGAAAAAGGUGGGACUGCAUCAAAAACAAGGAUCAUUGUGCGUGGGAUAUUGCCACGGGAGCUCAGUGACACUUAAGAAACACAUUCCAAAAGUCAGAAUUCCAGUGUCCCACAAGGACACAACAGCAGAGCACCAUUCAAAACUGACUAAGCCGGAUUCUUUUUCCAAUAUAGAGCGAAGACUUUCUGUCAUGGAAGUUCAAAUCAAGAGUCUUCUUUGUAGUCUUAAAAGGCUCAGUGCCCUGGAAGACCAUCUGGUGAAGCUAACAAGCCGGACUAACACAGAAAACGAAGAAGAAUUGAUCACAAUAUCAAGAGAGAACUGGGAAAAUCUAAAUGUUAGAAUCCUAUUACUGGAAAACAAACUGGAAAUGGCCCACACAAAGACAGCACGGUGAAGCAACUGGAUAGAGCAUUGGUCUGACAGUUCUGAGGACCGGGGUUGAAAUCCCAGCCCACCUGUGUGGAGUUUUCAUAUCCUCCCCGUGCCUGCAUGGGUUUUCUUCGGGCACUCCGGUUUCCUCCCACAUCCCAAAAACAUACAUUAAUUUUCUGUCUCUGUGUGCCCUGCUAUUGGCUGGAAACCAGUUCAGGGUGUACCCUCCCUCCUGCCCGAUGAUAGCUGGGAUAGGCGCCAGCACUCCUGCGACCCUUGUGUGAUUGUUUUUUGUCUCGAUGUCCCCUGCAAUUGGCUGGCAACCAACUCAGAGUGCACACCGCCUCCUACACGAUGAUAGCUGGGACAGGUUCCGACACUCCCGCGAUCCUUGUGAGGAAAAGUGCCUCAGAGAAUGGAUGGACGGACAGAUCCCAAGAAAAGGUUUGUCAUCUCAGCUGUCAAGAGGCGGUGGUUGUAUUCAAAUCAAUUUGUGCCGACAAUAUGAAUCCCGUCACAAAGACAAGCAUUCAAAUGCGAGCAGAUAAACUAUCAAAGCUACAAAGUGGACUGUUAUCUCAGCAAAAUACAUUUGUACGCCAAGCUCAGGUGAACCAGUUCUCCUUUCGAGCAAGCUUUCCGGUAACUCAACUGAGAGCAAGCAGCGGAAAACCUUUCACUGAUGGAGAAUUUGUCAAGAAAUUUUUGAAUGCUGUUGUGGAGAAGGUGCGUCCCCAGAAGAUAUGCCGUAAGUCUGUCGACGACUACAAUCACAAAACUCAAUGAAGAAAUCAGGGGUUAUGUCUAUGCCCACCUGCAGCAAAAGGUAAAAGAAUUUGACUUUUUUUCCAUUAGCACUGGAUCAGAGCACAGAGGUGCAGGACACAGCACAGGUACAUAUUUUUAUUCAUGGAGUUAGCGCAAACUUUGAAAUGUGCAAGGAUUUGGCAGCCCUCCAGUUUAAAGGGACUACGACGGCAGAAGGAUAUUUUUGACAAAGUCUGCCAAAUCAUGGAAGAGUUAAACCUGGACUGGUCGAAGCUUGUUAGCAGGACGACUGAUGGAGCUCCUAGUAUGGUGUCAUCUUGGGGUUUAAUACGGCUUGUGAACCCAAAGAUAGAAGGAUGGGGUCUUAUUGCCCCGCUACAAGUCCACUGCCUAAUUCACCAGCAAACACUUUGAUUCAAAGUGCUCAAGUGGGAGUCUGUCAUGAAAAUUGAUUGUGGGAUCAUGCAUAAACUUCAUCAGAGCAAAGGGAGUUCCAACAAUUUCUGUCUCAACUGGAGACUGUGAGGAGCCAUGGCAGUUGUUUUUUUUUUUUUUGUUUUUUUUUUAAGCUGAUGAAUGAAAUUAACUUUUUUCAUUCAAAAGACAAAACGGUCUCUGAGCUGAUUGAUCCAGAAUGGAAAUGGUAGGUAGCAUUUUUAACAGACGUGACAGAAAUGCUGAACACCCUUAACUGACGCUUAACUUAACAGAUACAAAGUCAAGGGAAAAUAUUUUGCAACAUAUAUUCCCACAUAAAAGCGUUUUAGGUGAAACUAGUGCUACUUCUAGAACAAGUGAAGAAGAACAACUUCAUCCAUCUUCCAACAAAGUACACUUAAAUAUACUUAAAUAUACAUGCCAGCAAGUGUUUUAGCGCAGGGGUCCCCAACCGCCGGGCCAGGGACCAGUACCGGUUCAUGGGUCAUUUGAUACCAAGCUGCAAAGAAAUAAUAAAUUUACUAAUGACUGCAUUCUGCCUGAAUUGACUUUGGCCUAUUCCUCUUGAUACACCAAUGUGCCUGUCCACUCCAUAGAUGUAAUAAUAAAACGGGAUGGGAUGUCUUCAUAUAAAUCCGUUGGAGCUAGCAAUACAUCUAUUUUUUUUUUAUAUCUAUGUGCACUUGUCCUCGAAAAUUAUGUAUGAUGUAGGCGCAUCAGAUUUGUUCCCACAAAUAAGCCCAAAUGCUAGUGAAGAUGACUGAAAAACAGACGUCUUUGGACACGUUUUUUACGGGUAAAAGGCCACCUGACGAGCCAGAAGAGGAGCCUACAAUCUCCAAGAAAACAAAAACGUCUUUUAACAGACAAGACCAAGAAUCCUACCUAAAAUAUGGGGUUGUCGCAACAGAUGACUCUCAGGCACAGAGUCCGCUUAUUGGAUUCAGUCUAACACAUUUUUACCAACUUCUGCUUUGGACCACCAGCUUCUAGAUAGGCACCAUGGGCGUGAAACAACCGACAGCGAUUUUGCUGGUCAACUUCCUUAUUCCCUUCCCACAUCGCUGUGGUCCAUGGAUCCCACUGAUGUUGGUCUCUGCAAUGUGUCACCUGUUGUGUUUCAGAUGAAACCAGGACCAAUAUAUGUUCCCCAGUACUCUGUUAAAGAGGCUGCGAUGAUUGGCAUUUCGGAUACAAUUGAUGGCUUGCUCAAAGCAGGGGUGCUGUGUGAAAUUCCUGGCUCUGAUUUUAACACCCCCAUCUUGCCUGUUGAAAAGAAAAACACUGAAAAGUUUCGCAUGGUCCAUGACCCGCGAGCAAUUUACGCGGCCGUGUUAACCAUCACUUUGCCCGUGCCGAACCCGCACUCGGCAUUGUCCCAAAUUACAUCAGCCCACACUCAUUUCACUUGCAUUGACUUGGCUAAUGCAUUAUUUUGCAUUCCGCUUCAUACUUCCACGAAGAAUUUUUUUGCUUUCAAUUGGAAUGGUGUUUGCUAUUCCUACAAUCGCCUGCCUCAAGGCUCUGUCCUUUCACCUGGACUCUCCAAUGACUGUCUUCGUCAGUUGCUGUCUCCACUUGAAUUGCCUCAUGGGGUUCUCCUGGUGCAGUGGAUGACCUCUUGCUGGCGGUUCCAUCUGAAACUUCUCGUCUCGAAGCCACUGGGUCUUUGCUUUCUCAUUUGGCCUCUGUUGGACUGAAGUGUUCCAUGUCCAAACUCCAGAUUGCCCGACUGCAGGUUUCCUUUCUCGGACGUCUGACUCACGCCAUGGCACAGGAAUGUCUCCCUCUCACAAAGACGAUAUCCUCCAUCACCCAAAACCAACAAAUGUCAAAACCAUGCUGGCCUUUCUUGGUCUUUGCAACUCCUCCGGGCAUCAUGUUCCAAACUUUGCUAAACUCACUCACUCACCCGCUCCGACGGAUGGUCAAUGUACAAGGUAUGCACAAUCUUUCUAACAGUCUUUGUUGGACCACGGAAGAAGACACUUCCUUCAUCUCAUUGAAACAACAUCUUUCCAGUGCCGCAGCUCUUGGGAUUCCUGAUUACAGUCGCAUGUUCUAUCUUGACGUGUCUGAAAAGAUCAGCAGUGUUUCUGCUGCUCUUUAUCAGAAAGGGGAAGGCGGAAGUUGACAAGUUUGUCUGUAUGCAUCAACUUCAUCGGAAAAAUAUGAGCAAAGACACUCAAUUUGCGCUUCUUCCGCAUCUCUGCUCUAGCCAGAGUGAUUCAAAAGACUUCUCACAUUGUUCUUCAUCAUCCGCUGACUGUGCGAACAUCACACAAUACAGUCCAGUACGUCACGAGUCAAGGUUUCACCAUGAGCAGAGGAAGACAGAGGAAAAUUGAAACAAUUUUAACACAACCACAUAUUCUCUUUACUCAUGAAGGGGUAAACAUGGCUGAAGGUCUGCUCGGAGGAGAACCGCAUUGUUGUGUACGAAAAACGACGGAACAAAACUCACCCCGCACUGAACUUUGAGACAGCUCUUGACAAUCCGGACUUGAUUCUUUUCACAGACGGAUGUUGCUUCAAAGGCAACAAUGACCUACAAUCUGGAUUUGCAGUAACCCUAACUACAGAAACAGGUUCUGAAGAAGUGCAAGCAGAAAGAAUUCCAGUCUCCAGUCUGUACAAAGACCAGAAAUUUUGUCGUCAAGUCAGUUAACAUUUACACAGAUUCGCAUAUGCACACAUGACAGUUCAUGUUGCAGUAAAAGAAUGGCAGCAAAACGAUUUCCAAACUGCAACCGCUACACCCAUUAAACAUCAAGACGACAUUCUCGAAUUGUGAGAUGCUUUAAUGCUCCCGACAGCAGUUGCAGUCCUUAAAUGCAAAGGUCACUCUCGAACUAAUGAUUUUGUAUCAGCAGGAAAUGAAUCAGCAGAUCGAGCAGCAAAAAAGGUUGCGGGGUACCGACCAACACUACAGCUAACUGUAAGUGAAUCUGAAUGUGACAAUCUUCAGGAGGUGACAGUAGAAACAGUUAGGUUGUGGCAGAAGAAAGUAAGUCCAGAAGAAAAGAGUGUGUGGAAGUCGAAAGGGGGUGUCAAAGAUGAGGAUGGGAUAUGGCGAAAAGAGGGUAAGUGCAUUCCAUCUCAGACACAAUUGAAAAAUCUAAUUUCUGAAGCCCAUGGAACAUGCCAUGUAGGUGUGGAUUUAAACACUGAGAUGACUCCACACCUGGUGGCAUCCUUUCAUGAGACAAAUUGUUAAAAGUAAACUGCAGGACUGCAAUGUUUGCAGUAGGUAUAACAGUAUGCCUACAACGAAAUCACCACAGGGAGUACACGAUCCGGACGUGGAUCCCCCUGGUAAGGUGAUUUCAAUAGGAUUUCACUGACAUGAUUAAAACAGUGUCAGGUUAUUGGUAUUUACUAGUCAUAGUUGUUUCCUUUUUGUAAUGGCCAAAGCCAUAUCCCUGCAAAUCUGAAACAGCAAGCAUAGUGUUAAAACAUUUGGUUAAUCACUACAUUCACAAUCAGGCGCUCCCCUUGGAAUGAAUACUUGUGAAUCUGUGUGGUUAAAAGUAACUAAAUGUAAAUAGUCUGAACCUAGGAUUACAGGUCCCUUUCAGGUCCCGGAGGAGACGAUCACCACAAUACAUCCUGCAGGAAAGGGGGACACGUGGUUCUACAUCUCGUCUACACGACCUGCCAGAUCCGCCUCGGGUUCAGCGAUCCCUCCACCUGACGACAACCGGAAAACUGCGUCUUCUCCAGUGCCGGCUGGCACCAGUUGAUGACAUCAUUCGACUAGGAAGGUGAAUGCGCCCCAGCUCGACUCAUCCCAGAGGAAAAGGCCCCAUGCCCGAUGCACCACCCACUCCGGACAAUGACGAUGCUGGCACCUUUUUUUUUUAAAUUUGUUCAUUUCAAGUGUCGGACUCGAAAGAGUCCGAAAAGGGGAUUGAAGUGUGUCUUAUGCCCAUAUUUAGUCAUGACUCCAUAAUUUCCUCAUGUCCUCAGUGGAGCUUUGUUCUGUAGCCAGAUGUGUCCUUGAUCGCAUCUCUGCACGUAUGCUAACCUUGAUGAACUGCAUACUGGACACUUUGUAAUAAUCCAUUGCCAACUAGAACCAGUUGAGACAGAAACCCUUUGUCUAAGUGGAAAGACCUGAUCACACGCCACAGGUUUGAUACAACUCAUAGUCCGCCCUUCUGACAAGAUAAAGGAUGUGUACUUUCUCUGUAUCUUGGCACUAAUGAUCUGCUCUCUACAGCCAUUGUCUGUAACUCAUAAGUGCCCGGAACAUUCUGUAAGUAAAUUCUUCAAAGAAACUGUU